This is a messenger RNA of Tupaia belangeri chinensis (Chinese tree shrew), 1173 nucleotides long. It is a transcript of the gene CCDC90B, whose product is annotated as coiled-coil domain containing 90B. Lineage: Eukaryota; Metazoa; Chordata; Mammalia; Scandentia; Tupaiidae. The coding region runs from base 211 to 942 and encodes 243 amino acids. The record is from RefSeq and is a predicted model, not a curated record. The transcript has 9 exons. Gene Ontology annotation, cellular component: mitochondrion.
ACGGUGGACCAAGCUGGUAAACUACUGGUCUGUCUGUGAGGAGGCCCAGCUUCGUGGUACCGCGCUUCCAGCCUGAACUGGGCGUGGCGCUUGUGAGGGACCGGAAACUACAUUUCCCAGCAUUCUUGCGGUGCCCGCCCUACCUCAUCCGGAAGCCAGGGCGGAACUCACCCUGCCCUCUGCUUUCUCCCGCCAACCGGAAAACACAACAUGGGGCGCCGCUGGGCUUGGCGGCUGCUGCGCUCUGCAGGCAGUUGGGGCCGUUGGGUUUCAACCCCCCGCGGGCGUUUCUCGCUGGCCCUGCGGAGAGACUUCUUGACCACCACAGCCAUGGAAGGAUAUGAUAGGAGGCCAGUGGACAUAACUCCUUUAGAACAAAGGAAAUUAACAUUUGAUACACAUGCAUUGGUUCAAGAUUUGGAAACUCAUGGCUACCUUAAAUCAUGUCUACAAAAAUGUUCCUCCCCAACAAAGAAAAGCUUAAAAAUCUAUCAGGAAAUAACAGUACAACAAUUAAUGGCGCAUUUGGACUCCAUUAGAAAAGACAUGGUCAUCCUAGAGAAAAGUGAAUUUGCAAAUCUGAGAGCAGAGAACGAGAAAAUGAAAAUUGAACUAAGCCAAGUUAAACAACAACUAAUAAAUGAAACAAGUCGAAUCCGAGCAGAUAAUAAACUGGAUAUCAAUUUAGAAAGGAGCAGAGUAACAGAUAUGUUUACAGAUCAAGAAAAGCAACUUAUGGAAGCCACCACAGAAUUUACCAAAAAGGAUACCCAAACAAAAAGUAUUAUUUCAGAAACCAGUAACAAAAUUGACACUGAAAUUGCUUCCUUAAAAACACUGAUGGAGUCUAACAAACUUGAGACAAUUCGUUAUCUUGCAGUCUCAGUGUUUACUUGCCUGGCAAUAGCAUUGGGAUUUUACAGAAUCUGGAAGAAGCAGUGAAAGUAUUCUGUAAUGCUCCAGUUGUUGCUGCUGCUGCUGCUGCUGCUGACUCAAGAGCACUGUACUAUGAUAGAUUUACUUUGAACCUUGACAGAUACAGCAUAAACUUACUAUAACAGUUUAUUCAAAGUAUAUAUGCACUAAAGAGAAGUGUUUUCAAAUGGAAAAAAUUAUUUUGUCUUUAUUUUGUAUAUAUGUCUUGAGUAUGUUGAAAACCAGCCAUUAAAAACC